Carassius auratus (goldfish) is the source of this 2460-nucleotide messenger RNA. Its product is annotated as zinc finger protein 501-like. Gene Ontology annotation, cellular component: nucleus. Bases 402 to 1937 code for a protein of 511 amino acids. Gene Ontology annotation, molecular function: DNA-binding transcription factor activity, RNA polymerase II-specific; RNA polymerase II cis-regulatory region sequence-specific DNA binding. Gene Ontology annotation, biological process: regulation of transcription by RNA polymerase II. The record is from RefSeq and is a predicted model, not a curated record. The transcript has 4 exons. Lineage: Eukaryota; Metazoa; Chordata; Actinopteri; Cypriniformes; Cyprinidae.
AUGUUUUGUUACCUUUAGCACGCUAAUGAGCUUGAAUGAAGCGUUUGUUAUCCAGAUCUGGUUUAAAAUAACCCAUAGGUUUUACUAAAGUAACCAUAGUUUAACUUGGGUAUUUGUAAUAAAACCACAUUAGGCUAAACGCAGAUUUAACAUUGUUUUACUUACUAUAAUUACAGCAAAACUUACAAUGGUAAAUUUGUGCAUAGCCUAAAAUAAAAUUGUCCAGCAUAUAAACAUAUAACUUUUGUAGUAUGCUGGAAAUGUUGGAAGGAUGCCUAAAAUUGAUUAACUGUCGUAUUUAAGUUAUAGUGUUAAGUUUAUUAAAUGCAGCUUAAUUGAAGUGAUAGAUUUGAGAUAUUCCUAUGAAGAAUAUAUUCCUAUUCAACAAUUAGCCUAAACAUAUGUUGAUCAUGAAAGCGCAGGUGGAUGUGGUCUGCUGUAAAUCAGUAGGAACUGAUCUGUCCAUGCUGGAUAUUGAGGAUUUCAUCACAGAAAUCUGUCAGCUGAAGAAAGAGGUGGCUUCACUGGAGGCAAAUCUGAGAGAAAGAGGAGACAAACUGAACAGAGAGGAUGUGGAGCAGGUUUGGGUGCGUGAGACUGAUGGGACAGAAGCUCAGGAUUCAGUCUGGAGCGUCAGAGAUCAGAGAUCCAGAGACACACAGGACUCAGAGCUCAGCCUCACUUUACUCUGUUAUACUGACGCUCAGGAUCAUGAAUCCACUGAUCAAACCUCUGACUGUAACGCUGGAGAACAGCAGAUGCUGCAGACGCCGCUGAAGAUGUGCUCCGUCAAACUGGUGGACUGCAGGAACCUGAUCGAGAGCAGAGGAGAAGAAACCACUGCAGAGAAACAACAACAACACACUGAUGAGGAAGAGGAGGAGGAAAAUAAUGGGGAGGAUGAUGAAGAUUUCAUUCCUCCAGAUGAUAAAGGCUGUUCAUCUUCUGAUGGAGAGACAGACUUAACAUCAAAAGAGCAGCUGACGGUCAAGAGUUUCUCCUGCAGCACCUGUGGAAAAACACUGAGUUCAGAGGGUCAUUUAAAGAGACACGAGAGAAAACACACAGAACAGAAAAGCUUUAGAUGUAGGAGAUGCAACAUCAGCUUUCCUACAGCAGAAGAGAAGAGACUUCAUUCAAAAGAGCACAACGGGAAGAAGGAGUUUCACUGUGAACAGUGCGGGGAGAUUUUUUUCAUUCAUUCUAGUUUAAAACUUCACUUAAAGACUCACGGUGAAAAGUCUUUCCACUGCAGUGAAUGUGACAAGUAUUUCAGCACCAAAGGAAAUCUUGAUAUUCAUAAGCGAAUCCACACGGGAGAAAGACCAUACAAGUGUCCUCACUGCGAGAGAAGAUUCAAUCACGGACCACAUCUUAAGACACAUGUGCGUGUUCACACUAAUGAGAGACCGUAUCAGUGCAGUGAAUGUGGGAAAGCCUUCACAGACUCAGGCUCUCUAAAGUCACACCAGAAAAUCCAUUCAGAUGAGAAACUGCUUCAGUGCAAACACUGCGACAAACAAUUCCGUCAUAUUAAUAGUUUGAACAUUCACGAGAGGACACACACUGGAGAGAAACCAUAUCUGUGCUCCUACUGCGGGAAGAGCUUUUCAAAUUCAUCUAGUUUUUUAUUUCAUAAGCGAGUCCACACCGGAGAAAAACCAUAUCACUGCAGCAUCUGUGGGAAGAGUUUCGGUAAACAUGGCACAUUUCGAAACCACAAGAGGAUUCAUACUGGAGAAAGACCGUUCAAAUGCUCACAGUGUGAAAAGACGUUUGCUCGAUCAGACGUCCUUAAGGUCCAUCAGCGAGUUCAUACAGGAGAGAAACCUUACUCCUGCUCCAUCUGCGGCGAGAGAUUCGCUUAUUUAGGUAGUUUUCAGACCCACCAGAACAAACACGCUAAAGAACAAACUGCUCCAGAAUCAUCAGAGUGACUUUCAUCAGUCAAUCUGGGAAAUAAAUCUUGUUUGGCUCGUCCUGAAAGAGUUCAUUGAGUUCUGAGUGAACUUUUUUAAUGCUGUGGAUUGAUCCAAGUUCUGUAUAUAAUGUCAUGUUUGACAGAGUAAAGCAAUGAUUUGAUGUUAAACAAGACAGAACUAUUAAAAAUACUAAAAAUAAAAUACUACAAUAAUAUGAUCGCCUAGGUUUCAUAAUGCAUGUUUUAUGUGUUGAAAUGCAUGAAGGAGAGUCUGGCAAAUACACUCUGCUUUUUCAUUGCUAGACCGGUUUAUUUUAAUCAAGAGAGAGCCAUGGCUUAACUAUCCAUUUCAUCACUGUUCUUCAAGAGUAUUUAUGCUGCUGUGUAAGGUAAGAGAUUUACUUGGUAGAAACUAAUCAUCUGGGAGGAAAAGUUUGUUGGUGCAAGGACUGGAGUUGAAAAUAUCUGCCAAAGACUGAGCUAUACACAGACAGUAACCACUGAUGGCAGAUGGACUGUUCUGACGAUGUCUUUCAUAC